Tarenaya hassleriana is the source of this 1204-nucleotide messenger RNA. RefSeq lists its product as uncharacterized. Bases 210 to 929 code for a protein of 239 amino acids. NCBI's taxonomy places the organism in Eukaryota, Viridiplantae, Streptophyta, Magnoliopsida, Brassicales, Cleomaceae. The transcript is spliced from 5 exons. The record is from RefSeq and is a predicted model, not a curated record.
UCAGAGAGGAACCGCCUCAUGGAGAAGUAAUAAUAAGUCUGCCCUUUCGUUUUCAGCGUCUUGUAAAAUUCCUUCUUCUCCUUCUUCAUCUCCUGUCCUGUAAUCCCACAGGGGAUACAGCGAAGACGCCGAUUCCCCAUCUUCUUCGAUAGAUACGCAAUAACCGCUGGCGUUUUAUUGCUGUCGCCGGCUUCGGUCAAGACACAACGAUGGUGAGUCAGGUGGUGAGAAUGGAGAACGAUGACGUCAUGGGUCCGCCAUGGCUGGUUCCGAUGCUCCGAGCUGAGUACUUCUUCCCCUGCUCUGUUCACGUCAAUUCGAGCAAGAUCGAGUGCAAUUUGUUCUGCUUGGACUGUAUGGGAAAUGCCUUUUGCUCCUACUGUUUGAUUCACCACAAGGAUCAUCGCGUCGUCCAGAUUCGACGAUCUUCGUACCACAACGUGGUUCGAGUGAACGAGAUUCAGAAGUGCAUCGACAUUUCCUGCGUUCAAACGUAUAUUAUCAACAGCGCGAAGAUCUUGUUCCUGAAUGAGAGACCUCAGCCUCGUCCCGGGAAAGGCGUCACCAACAACUGCGAAAUCUGCAACCGUAGCCUCCUCGACGCCUUCCGUUUCUGCUCUCUCGGCUGCAAGCUUGGAGGGAUCAAACGUGGAGACUCGAAUCUCACAUUUGCUCUCAGAGGAAAGAGUGGCAGAAACAUGUUCUGUUUUGAAGCCGAGGCGCCGCCGGCGAAGAUCCGGAAGACGGGGAUUUUCAGCCGUUUAAUUGAUGGAGUCUCUAUCAGGGUCGAUCAUGAUCAACGGUCCACAAGCUCUGGGGACGAGACGUUCGCAAAUGUUGUGUCUCCGGGGACUCCUCCCAUUUACAGCCACCGGAGUUCCCCUCGCCGCCGGCGAAGAAAGGGUAUACCUUUCCGAGCUCCCUUCUGAAAAAAGGCGUUCUUUUCAAAAAGUGGGAAUAAAAGGGAAUUUAAAUUAAAUAUAUGAUAGAUGUUGGGAAUUUUAACAAAUAGAUAAAGGAAAUGUUGAUUAUGGAGAAGUAAGAAAAGGACAAAAGUGUGAAUAUUAGAUACAUAGAUGAUAGAACAUAAGUGUGAUUGUUCAUAUAGAUUGGGGAUAAGGUAAAGGCAGUCUUAAUUAUCAUAAUUGACAGCUUUAUCUUGUAAAUAUAUAUAUAUAUAUAUAUAUGGUGUUUCUUAUCUCUA